Macrobrachium nipponense is the source of this 1443-nucleotide messenger RNA. RefSeq lists its product as uncharacterized. Lineage: Eukaryota; Metazoa; Arthropoda; Malacostraca; Decapoda; Palaemonidae. Gene Ontology annotation, biological process: DNA replication, removal of RNA primer. The coding region runs from base 1 to 1443 and encodes 480 amino acids. Gene Ontology annotation, molecular function: nucleic acid binding; RNA-DNA hybrid ribonuclease activity. The record is from RefSeq and is a predicted model, not a curated record. The transcript has 2 exons.
AUGGGUGUCAUACUUAAUAACAGGUGUCAUAAAUUGUAUGAAGUUAAGAGAAUAGUACAGGCUUCAGCAGCAAGGUUACGCCUUCUUUGGAAAGUAGCAUGUGGCUCUGUGGGUGCAAGUGUACCUAUGGUGAAGCGACUUUAUACAUCUAUGAUAAGAUCAAUAAUUGACUACAGUAGUAGCAUGUUGCUGCCGCUGAGGAAGAGCUAUAUUGGUAUCCUAGAAAUCAUCCAGAACAAGGCAGCAAGAAGUAUAAUAGGGGCACCUAAAAGUGUCAGGCAAGAAAUAUUGAGGAAUGAGGCAGGUCUGCAUCCAAUACAUCACAGAAUAGCAAGAACAGCAAUCAUCCAGUUGUAUAGGUCCAUCAUGACGGAUGAUGAUGGAUUAACAAGAGAUACUCUAAUUCACAGCUAUCCUAGAAGAUUGAAGAAUGGUUGGGUUACUGCAGCAAGACAAUUAAUAGAGGAUUCUAGCAUGAAAGAAUACUUAGAUGUAACCAAGAUAGAUGUAAAAGACAUCCCCCCAUGGAGCGUACCAGAGACUGAGAUAUUGCUAUCAGCUUUAAAAGGGAAAAAGGAAGAGAUGAAUCCUGCACUGCUGAAGGAUGACUAUUUCCAGAGGCUGGACAGUAUUCAAGGGGAACGGGUACAUUAUUACACAGAUGGGUCACUCCUGGAAGAUGGUAGAGCAGGAAGCGGGGUAACUGUAUAUCAGAAUGGAGAGGAGUCAGAACUUCUAGGUAUUACAGGUGCCCUGAGUAUCAUAAAUAGAAAUAAGGACAAUGCCAUAAUAGCAACAGAUAGCCUGAGUGCCUUGCAAUCACUAACACCAAGAAAAGCUGGAUCAAAUAUCAUAGUGAGAAGAGCUAUAGACCUGCUAUCACAGAUCAGACGAGCCAACAGAAUGGUUACAUUCAUAUGGGUGCCUUCACACAUUGGUAUCAAAGGCAAUGAGAGAGCCGACGAGCUUGCUAAAGAAGGCGCAAGGAAGGAGAGAGUGGAUUACAAACUGACACCAUCCCUGAGUAUGUUGAAGGACUCAGUUGGUAUGGAAAUAAUGCAAAGAUACAAUGAGAAAAUAGAGAUACUCAAAGAAACACACUCAUCAAUAAGAAAAUACCUUGAAAUUACUGGAGGUAAACCACCUGACUACAAACUUUGUGGACUGGAGAGCAGAAGAGAGCAAACAACAUAUAGCAGACUAAGGAUGCAGAGCCGAUACCUUUGGGAGGUACUGCCAGCUGUCAGUCCAUCAGAAACAUGCUGCAGACUAUGUGGCGAGUUAAGGAAGCACACUCUAAGUCAUUAUCUCGUGGAGUGUGAAGAGAUUACUCAUUACAGGCCACAGGGACUCAGUGAAGUUGACCUACUCAAGCAUUUUCUGCAACCUGGUGUGCUGAAAAGGGUUAUCAAUACUCAUCCAAAAUUUGCUUGCUCCAGAUAG